Chinchilla lanigera (long-tailed chinchilla) is the source of this 3238-nucleotide messenger RNA. RefSeq names its product xylosyltransferase II (gene Xylt2). Lineage: Eukaryota; Metazoa; Chordata; Mammalia; Rodentia; Chinchillidae. Gene Ontology annotation, cellular component: membrane. The record is from RefSeq and is a predicted model, not a curated record. Gene Ontology annotation, molecular function: protein xylosyltransferase activity. Gene Ontology annotation, biological process: chondroitin sulfate proteoglycan biosynthetic process; heparan sulfate proteoglycan biosynthetic process.
AAAGGAAGACAGAGGAAGCCACGGCCACUGGACCCUGGCGAGGGCUCCAAGGACACAGACAGCUCGGCGGGGCGGCGGGGCAGCACAGGCAGAAGGCAUGGGCGCUGGCGGGGCCGUGUGGAGAGCCCGGGUGUGCCCGUGGCCAAGGUGGUGCGGGCGGUCACCAGCUGGCACAGAGCCAGCCGCCGGGUCCCGCCAGUCCCGCCCCCGGAGCCCCCAGGCCGCCAGAACCUGAGCGGGGCAGCAGCUGGAGAGGCGCUGGUGGGGGCCGCUGGCUUCCCACCACAUGGGGAUACGGGGAGUGUGGAGGGCGCCCCCCAGCCUACGGACAACGGCUUCACCCCCAAGUGUGAGAUCGUGGGCAAGGACGCACUGUCUGCGCUGGCCCGGGCCAGCACCAAGCAGUGCCAGCAGGAGAUUGCCAACGUGGUGUGCUUGCACCAGGCUGGGAGCCUCAUGCCCAAGAUUGUGCCCCGGCACUGCCAGCUGGCAGGCAAGAUGAGUCCUGGCAUCCAGUGGGACGAGAUCCGAGCCCAGCCGCCCGUGGACGGUCCCCCAGUGCGCAUCGCCUACAUGCUGGUGGUGCACGGCCGCGCCGUCCGCCAGCUGAAGCGCCUCCUCAAGGCCGUGUACCAUGCGCGGCACUUCUUUUACAUUCACGUGGACCAGCGCUCUAACUACCUGCACCGUGAAGUGGUGGCGCUGGCCCAGCGGUACGAGAACGUGCGGGUCACGCCCUGGCGCAUGGUCACCAUCUGGGGUGGCGCCAGCCUCCUGAGGAUGUACCUGCGGAGCAUGCGGGACCUGCUGGAGGUGCCUGGCUGGACCUGGGACUUCUUCAUCAACCUCAGUGCCACUGACUACCCAACCAGGACCGAUGAAGAGUUAGUGACAUUCCUAUCCAAAAACCGGGAUAAGAACUUCCUCAAGUCGCACGGCCGGGACAACUCCAGGUUCAUCAAGAAGCAGGGCCUGGACCGUCUCUUCCACGAGUGUGACUCACACAUGUGGCGCCUGGGUGAGCGGCAGAUCCCAGUGGGCAUUGUGGUGGACGGCGGCUCGGACUGGUUCGUGCUGACGCGCAGCUUCGUGGAGUAUGUGGUGUACACAGACGACCCGCUGGUGGCCCAGCUCCGGCAGUUCUACACGUACACACUGCUCCCAGCCGAGUCCUUCUUUCACACAGUGCUGGAGAACAGCCCCGCCUGCGAGAGCCUCGUGGACAACAACCUGCGAGUCACCAACUGGAACCGCAAGCUGGGCUGCAAGUGCCAGUACAAGCACAUCGUGGACUGGUGCGGCUGCUCCCCCAACGACUUCAAGCCCCAGGACUUCCUUCGGCUGCAGCAGCAAGUUUCCAGGCCCACCUUCUUCGCCCGGAAAUUUGAGUCCACUGUGAACCAGGAGGUCCUAGAGAUCUUGGACUUCCACCUGUAUGGCAGCUACCCUCCAGGAACGCCAGCACUCAAGGCCUACUGGGAGAACACCUACGACGCGGCCGACGGCCCAGGCGGGCUCAGCGACGUCCUGCUCACUGCCUACACCGCCUUCGCACGCCUGGGCCUGCGCCACGCCGCCACUGCCGGGCCCCCACUGGGCACGCCGCUCUGCAGGUUUGAGCCCAGGGGUUUGCCGUCCAGCGUGCACCUGUAUUUCUAUGACGACCAUUUCCAGGGCUACCUGGUGACGCAGGCAGUGCAGCCCUCAGCCCAGGGGCCGGCAGAGACGCUUGAGAUGUGGCUGAUGCCCCAGGGGUCGCUGAAGCUGUUGGGGCGCGGUGACCAGGCCAGCCGGCUCCAGAGUGUGAAGGUUGGCACCGAGUGGGACCCCAAAGAGCGACUCUUCCGGAACUUCGGGGGGCUGCUGGGACCACUGGAUGAGCCCGUGGCCAUGCAGCACUGGGCCCGGGGUCCCAACCUCACAGCUACUGUGGUCUGGAUUGACCCAACCUAUGUGGUGGCCACGUCAUAUGACAUCACAGUAGAUGCAGAGACUGAGGUCACCCAGUAUAAGCCCCCGCUGAGCCGGCCCCUGCGGCCAGGAACCUGGACUGUACGGCUGCUGCAGUUCUGGGAGCCUCUGGGUGAGACCCGCUUCCUCGUGCUGCCCUUGACCUUCAACCGCAAACUACCUCUCAGGAAAGAUGAUGCCGGCUGGCUGCACGCGGGCCCGCCGCACAACGAGUACACGGAGCAGAGCUUCCAGGGCCUGAGCGGCAUCCUGAACCUGCCCCAGCCCGAGCCCGCGGAGGAGGCUGCCCGGCGGCACGCAGAGCUCACAGGGCCCGCGCUCGAGGCCUGGACAGACAAGGAACUGAGUGGCUUCUGGUCUGUGGCAGGACUGUGUGCCAUAGGCCCCUCUGCCUGCCCCUCCCUGGAGCCCUGCAGACUGACCAGCUGGAGCUCUCUGUCCCCUGACCCCAAGUCAGAGCUGGGGCCUGUCAAAGCGGAUGGGCGACUCAGGUAGCAGGGCCCCAGCCGGCACGCCCGGAGGACCGGGCAUUGCACCUUAUGGACAGACAGUGAAGCGUGUCCCUCCCGCAGGUGAGGCAGGAGGCCCAGACAGUCACCCAUUCCAGCCAUCAAGAGCCUGUGGACGCAGCAGGCAGCUCUGCUAGGGACCAGAGGGGCGGGAUCGGAAAAGGGCUCCGGCAUCCCUGGCAUCCCCUCCCAGGCCUGCCUCUCCCAUCUCGUUUGUAUUUUUUUAAUAUAAAAAGGGUGGUGGGGGAGGAACUGGAAACAAAAGAUGUGCAAUAGGGCUGGGAACAGCCCCAGGAAGUGGGCCAUGUCAUGUCGAGCCCUCUGCCACUGCCCUGGGACACACUGGGGCUGCCUUGUUCUCCCCGGCCUCCUCCCCAUCCUGGACCUUGGUACUCAUGGCUGUGGCUGAGGCCAGCAGAGCAGGUGACAUGGGGGCCGCUGUGGACCUGGGCUCUCCGGGACAGCCUCUCCUCUGAUAGCCAGGGGAGCCUACAGCAGGGGAGGGGCUGGCUGUGGGGCGUCCCAGCACACCCUGCCCCACAAUGGCGCAGUAGGGCAUUGGGACCUGCUGCGCCCAGCACAGGGUGCCAGGUGCUCCGGGUGCGCGCUGCAAGGGCGACCUCAGUAGCGGCCUGGGUGAGGACCGUCACCCUGAGGUCAGGGUGCUCAGAAGAACCCGGAGCUGCAUUGUGCCUGAAGCUCAGUGUGAAGUCUGAAAUAUGCAACAGAAGAAAUAUAUCUCUAUCGCUCUACACCCA